Messenger RNA from Lutzomyia longipalpis, 857 nucleotides. RefSeq names its product vacuolar protein sorting-associated protein 28 homolog (gene Vps28). Gene Ontology annotation, cellular component: ESCRT I complex. Gene Ontology annotation, biological process: protein transport to vacuole involved in ubiquitin-dependent protein catabolic process via the multivesicular body sorting pathway. NCBI's taxonomy places the organism in Eukaryota, Metazoa, Arthropoda, Insecta, Diptera, Psychodidae. The coding region runs from base 146 to 778 and encodes 210 amino acids. The record is from RefSeq and is a predicted model, not a curated record. The transcript is spliced from 2 exons. Gene Ontology annotation, molecular function: protein-containing complex binding.
CAUGAAUUUCUCCAGAGGGAAAUGAGUCAGCUGUCAAAUGUGAAAAAUUGAAAACAAAGAAUUUUUAUUAUUUUCUGUGAUUUUCUUGCAGGAGAAAACGUAUUAAAUUAAUUCAUUAAGUGCAGGAAAUUGGCAUUUUUCCGGGAUGCAGGACAAUCGCCCAGAACUCUACGAGGAAGUAAAGGUGUACAGGAAUGCCAGAGAACGAGAGAAGCACGAUAAUAUGGCUGAGCUGUAUGCCGUGAUAAAUACAAUGCAGAACCUGGAGAAGGCAUACAUCUGGGAUUGUAUCACACCACAGGAGUACACGGCAGCUUGUAGUAAGCUUCUCGUGCAGUACAAGGUGGCCUUUAAGCAGAUUCAGGGAACAGAGUAUCCCAAUGUUGAGGCAUUCGUGAAGAAGUACCGACUUGACUGCCCAGCCGCCCUGGAGCGCAUCCGCGAGGAUAGACCGAUCACAAUAAAGGAUGACAAGGGGAACACGAGCAAGUGCAUUGCGGACAUUGUGAGUCUCUUCAUUACGCUCAUGGAUAAGCUUCGGCUGGAAAUUAAGGCCAUGGAUGAGCUGCAUCCAGAGCUGCGGGAUCUCGUGGACACCAUGUCACGGCUCUCACUCAUCCCCGAAGACUUUGAGGGGCGCACCAAAGUUGCCGGAUGGCUCAGUACGCUCAAUGCCAUGCAAGCCUCAGAUGAGCUGUCCGAAGCUCAAGUUAGGCAGCUCCUCUUUGACCUCGAGUCCUCAUAUGCGGCAUUCAAUAAUCUCCUACACUCCACGUAAUCCCAGUUUAAAGAGAAAAAAAUCCUUCAUAAAAAUAUCAUUCGCUACCUUACUCAAUAAAAUGAUUUAAAUAUCCAAA